AUUUUUUUUAUUUUUGCAGGCUGCAUGCGCGGCUGCCCGCUCCGCUUCGGCCCAAAUGACCGCAGACGGCUGACGGAUGGACCGGAUCAUGGAUGCAUACUUGGACCAGCAAGUGCCUUUCACGUUAGCAAACAAGUCGCAAGGAAAUGGGCCCCCAAAUAGACUGUUGAUGGCCGCCAAAAGGAAAUGCAUGGACACAGAAUUGCCCCCUCAGGAAUCCGAAGACCUCUUCCAGGAUUUAAGCCAACUCCAAGAGACGUGGCUGACAGAAGCUCAGGUUCCCGACAGCGACGAGCAGUUUGUUCCAGAUUUCCACUCAGAGAACUCGGUGGCCUUUCACAGCCCGCCCGUCACCAUCAAGAAGGAGCCGCAGAGCCCGGGCUCGGACCCCAGUCAGUCGUGCAGCCACAAGCCCAACUUUGGCUACGCCGCAAGCGGAGAGCAGUGCCUUUAUGCCAGUGCCUAUGAGCAGAAAAGGGCCGCCGCAGGGGCGACCAAGCGGUCCUGCCCGGGCAACCCCAUGUCCCCCAUGCAGCAGCAUUAUUCCCCGAAACCCGCGGCGACCGGCCGGCCCGACGCCGGCUACAUGAACCCUGCCGCCGCCUCGCAGCCGCUGCCCAGCAACGCCUACCCCCUCAACGCCAGAUAUCAAGGCCCCGCGGGUGACCCCGUGUGCCCCCAGUUCCCUGCACCCUCGCAGGCCUUUCAACGAAUGCCCUCCACCCCAGCGGGACACGGCAGCGGCGGACUUCCGGGCGGGGGCUACCACCGGCAGCACUCGGACCCCUGCGUGCCCUACCUCCAGCAGAGCUUCAAACAAGAGUACAUGGACCCCCUGUACGAGCGGGCGGGUCACGUGGGGGCGCACUGCGCGGGACCGGGGCAAGGCCGAGGGCGCGGACCCCAACACCCGCACCUGCACCCGCACAGGUUCCCGCCGGCGCACAUGAUGGUCAAGCAGGAGCCUGCAGAUUAUGCCUACGACACAGAUGUGUCUGGCUGUUCUUCCAUGUACCACCACAGUGAGGCCUACGCAACCCCCCAGCCGCCCCCCGAUGGUUACGGGUUUGAGAACGACUCCCGCGUGGUUCCGGAAAAGUUUGAAGCAGGCGAGGUGAAGCAGGAAGCGGGCGGCAGCGGAGGCGGCGUAUUCCGCGAGGGGACGACCUACCAGCGACGAGGCUCGCUGCAGCUGUGGCAGUUCCUGGUGGCCCUGCUGGACGACCCCGGCAACGCACACUUCAUCGCCUGGACCGGCCGCGGGAUGGAAUUCAAGCUCAUCGAGCCUGAAGAGGUUGCCCGAUUGUGGGGGAUGCAGAAGAACCGCCCCGCCAUGAACUACGACAAGCUGAGUCGCUCUCUUCGCUACUACUACGAGAAGGGAAUCAUGCAGAAGGUAAAAAAGGAACAAAGCUGGUCCGGCCUUGCCCGUUUGCGCUUUGUAAACGGCUGCGGUGUAUGCGCUCAGGUGGCGGGCGAGCGCUACGUGUACAAGUUCGUGUGCGAGCCCGAGGCGCUCAUCUCGCUGGCGUUCCCCGACAAUCAGCGGCCCAGCCUGAAGGCCGAGUUCGAGCGCUACGUCAACGAGGAGGACACGGUGCCGCUGUCCCACCUGGACGAGGGGGGCGCGGCCUACAACGCCGCUGAACAUCCCCCUCACGGUGUCCAGCCCUACUCCAAAGGCUACAUGUACUAAACCCCCGCCUCACCAAUCCUUUGCUGUACCCUAAAACAUCUUCAUACCCCCCCCCCCCCCCACCCCAUGCACCUCUUGCACACGCCCUCCCCACUUCACUUGUAUAUACACUACAGCUAUGGUGUUUUUGUUUUAAAUUAAUCUCACGAGGGAGUUUGUUUUCCGAGCCUUCCCGUCACAUCCGAGGCCUCGAAAUAUGACUGUGGAUCAAGAGAUUGCUUAAUAAAUACUCCAAAUUAU
Molecule: messenger RNA, 1936 nt
Organism: Phycodurus eques (leafy seadragon)
Lineage: Eukaryota; Metazoa; Chordata; Actinopteri; Syngnathiformes; Syngnathidae
Gene: etv4
Product: ETS variant transcription factor 4
Exons: 11
Coding region: 77-1696 (539 amino acids)
Biological process (GO): regulation of transcription by RNA polymerase II; cell differentiation
Cellular component (GO): nucleus
Molecular function (GO): DNA-binding transcription factor activity, RNA polymerase II-specific; sequence-specific DNA binding
Source: RefSeq, a predicted model, not a curated record